Annulohypoxylon maeteangense is the source of this 1937-nucleotide messenger RNA. Its product is annotated as alpha/beta-hydrolase. Bases 611 to 1402 code for a protein of 263 amino acids. The record is from RefSeq and is a predicted model, not a curated record. Gene Ontology annotation, molecular function: hydrolase activity. NCBI's taxonomy places the organism in Eukaryota, Fungi, Ascomycota, Sordariomycetes, Xylariales, Hypoxylaceae. The transcript is spliced from 4 exons.
CCACUCAGGACGCGACCUGGAUGGAUUGUUUCGUAGGCAUAUCGACAUGGGCCAAGUUCUUAAUUGGGCAUCUUCUCGUCGCGAUGAUGGCUUGUAGCAUUGUUUGGAUAAUAAUAAGGAACUUUUGGGUCCCCAUCUACACUAGGUAGACACUCGACACAAGUCAAUUCAAACAAUUCCGACGAUGGCUUCUAUCUUGAAACUGCGUACGUGACCAUGGGCGACAAUUCAUAUCUUCAUGUCGAUGUCAAUUCCCUGGCUGCCAAGUCAACGAGACCCAAGAAACCAGCCCUCCAACGGGAGAAAGCCGACAUGACCAUGGAACGGACCAGAUAAACUCAAAAGGCGUGCGAAUAGGCAAUUAGCCGACAAAGCACGUCGACUUCCGAAUAGAGCAUCCGAGGACGAAACCCCACACAUCUGCCGCCCUUGGCCUGCUUAAAGCUUGCUUAAAAGGGGAGUUGUCGAACUUUAUCGCUUGGCGGCUAGAUUACGAGAUCGAGUCUCCAAUUAUCCCGGUUUCUCUAUGACCCCCAGGGAAAUAUGCGAGAUAGUGAGAAUUUCCUCUCUCCAUCUCACUUUUAGGGCUUUAUAGAGAUCGCUGUUCAGAAUGGUGCAAGUCACGUCCUUACUCGCGCUUUGGAGCGUCAGCUCUUUAGCCGGAGUGGCAUUGGGUCAGACGGAUUGUCCUGCUACGGGAACACCGAUUAUCGCUCACAGCGGCGAGCCGGUUGGAAAAGAACAGGUUUACAAUGACAUCAACAUGUAUGUCACGGGCAACACAUCAGAGACAGGUGUACUCUACCUGACAGAUGUGUUCGGGAUUCAAUUGGCGGAGAACAAGUUACUUGCGGAUAGCUUCGGACGAGCCGGGUAUAUCACGGUGGCGCCUGAUAUGUUCAACGGCACACCAGCCCCCGGUGAUAUCAACGGGCAGCCGGAUUUUAACGUGACGAAGUUCUUGGCUGACCAUAGCCCCGAGGCAACUGACCCGAUCAUUGCGACAGCCAUUGACUUCCUGCGCACAGAACUCGGCGUGAAGAAAGUGGUCGCUACCGGCUACUGCUUCGGAGGUCGAUACACGUUCCGCGUACUAGCCGAGGGAAAGGGUGUAUCCGCUGGGUUCGCUGCCCACCCGAGUUUACUAGAGGAUGGUGAGAUCUCGGCGAUCACCGGUCCUGCAAGUAUCGCCGCUGCAGACGGAGAUGAUAUGACGCCUGCCGCGAGGAGGUCGGCGAUUGAGGCAUUGCUUCUCGAAACCGGGCACCCUUACUCUCUUGCGUUGUACGGUGGCACUCAACACGGAUUCGGAGUGCGAGCGAACAUCUCGGACCCGCAGCAGAAGUUCGGGAAAGAAGAGGCAUUCUUCCAGGCCAUCCGGUGGUUCAAUGCAUGGGCCUAAAUCGAUCGCUUCAUCUUCGUUGCGUGGUCUGGCAUCAUGUUUGGUGUGUUUCUCGGAGCUAUGUCGACUACAUAAACCGUAAAUAGUGUUCCAUGGAUGAGAUCUGAUUUUCAGAUGGCAAAUGCAAGUGGAUUAGAUAUGUGCCUCGAUAAUAGGUAAUGACCGACCACAGCUUUGGAAUAAGAUCUAUUUCAUAGAAUUAUGAACCGUUGCUUCGGCGACAAAGACUAUUGUCUUUUAGUUCCAGUGAAUUGUGCUGAGGGAUACGAGUUAAGGGAAUUGUGCCAAGUGGAGGUGUUGACAUUAAUAGGGGUAUUAAUGUGCAUAGUGGACCAUUUAUGAUUUCACAACUGGUAAAAUCCGUUGGAUAUGGUUGAACAAUGUUUGGCGACUGCUGCUUCACGUAGGGCGAUCAAAGUUCCGUUUUAUCAGGCACACAUGUUCGUGCUAUAAUAUGCGCUGUCGAUGCGUGGAGAGGGAUCUUUAUGUAGGCGCGUAGGGCAAACGAUAAUCAUAAACAUUCGAGGAGAUGGGA